This is a messenger RNA of Dendronephthya gigantea, 1702 nucleotides long. Its product is annotated as F-actin-capping protein subunit alpha-1-like. Gene Ontology annotation, cellular component: actin cortical patch; F-actin capping protein complex. The transcript is spliced from 11 exons. Gene Ontology annotation, biological process: actin cytoskeleton organization; barbed-end actin filament capping. The coding region runs from base 65 to 934 and encodes 289 amino acids. Gene Ontology annotation, molecular function: actin filament binding. The record is from RefSeq and is a predicted model, not a curated record. Lineage: Eukaryota; Metazoa; Cnidaria; Anthozoa; Malacalcyonacea; Nephtheidae.
UGGUCGCCAUAUUUGUUGAGAUUGAUCUCACUUCCUUGAAGAAAGACGACAGAAAAAACAAAUUAUGGCCGAUUAUGAGGGGCAAAUUUCGGAUCAGGAAAAGCUUCGAAUAGCUGAAGACUUUAUAAAACACGCCCCUCCGGGAGAGUUUAACGAAGUUUUUAAUGACGUUCGAGUGCUCUUCGACAACGAUUCACUGUUAAAAAGUGGUGCAGCUAGUUCUUUUCAACAAUACAACAAAGAGCAAUUCACACCAGUUAAAGUUGAAGGUGCAGAGCAUCAGGUUUUAGUGACAUCACAUGGCGAGCUUCCGGAUGGGACAUUUCUUGAUCCUAAAUCCAAGCAGAAGUUUAGUUAUGAUCAUUUAAGAAAGGAGGCAAGCAAUGCUGAACCCAUAGAUGUAGAUCAGGAGGCUGAGCCAUGGAGGGAACAGCUAGAUAGCGAGUAUAGAAAAUACAUCCAAAGCCAUUAUCCACAUGGCAUUUGCACGAUUUAUGGGAAGAAUGUCAAUGGAAAUAUCACAUUAAUUGCAUGUUGUGAGGACCAUCAGUUCCAGCCCCAGAACUUUUGGAAUGGUCGGUGGAGGGCAGAGUGGACAAUAUCAUUUCAAGGUCCUGGCUCAACAUCAGAACUGAAGGGAAUAAUCAAAGUACAGGUGCAUUACUAUGAGGAUGGCAAUGUCCAGUUGGUCUCCUCAAAAGAAAUCACUUCAGAAAUAAAAGUUACGAGUGAAAGUGGAACAGCAAAAAGUAUAGUUGAUGUGAUAAAAGAAGAAGAAGAAAACUUUCAGAAAGCAUUAUCUGAGAACUAUAGCACUAUGUCUUCAACGACAUUCAAGGCAUUGCGUAGGCAACUACCUGUGACCAGAACUAGAUUGGACUGGAAUAAAAUUGCUGGCUACAAAAUUGGUCAGGAACUCAAGACAACCUCAUAAACAAACACUAAAUAAUCGUACAAGAAACUUGAUUUAAUUGUGGAUACUUAUAUUAUACCAGUAUAUGCAGCAAACCUAGGUGGCCUUUUCAAUUCCUGUAAUAUUUUCAUGAUAAUUUGGAGAUUGAGUGUUUGUAUAAUUUAUACUAUUAGGGAGUUAAACCUUUAUAAGCUGACUAAGCAAGCUGUUUCCAGUACAAUUUCAACCCAUUUUACUGGGAGAAAUUUACAGGGAGCUAUUCUUUCAUGAAAAUAAGAACAAGGGUUACAAUUAGCCUACAACAGAUGUAGUAGACAUUUUCUGACAUGUCUAUAAAACCAACCAGAGCAUUAGCAUAUUUAGAUGAUCAUGUAUAUUUUCAUGUUUGCUUAUUCUGUUUAUAUGUUUGGUUUCAUUGGCAAACAUGUUUUAAGAACAACUACUAUAAAACCUAGUCCAGCUGUUUAGAAUGGUAUACUUUAAAUUGCCUGUAUUUCAAUUUAUGGCAAGUGGUUGCCAAUGAAAACUGCAUGUUCUACCUACCAUUAUAAGUUAAGAAAUGUGUACAAGUGUUGUAUACAACUAGUCUGCCUAUGAUGUAUGUUUGAUUUGCCAUUUCAUGACCAGAUGGUUGAUUCUUGCAACUCAUUGAAAUUCUGAAAUGGAAUUUCUCACUAAUUAUUGUCUAUAUAAUAAUUAUCAAUCAGGUUUGACACUGUUUAUCAAAACUGAUCAUAAAAACAUAGACUAACUUUGUGAAUUGAUUUAUAAUAAUUUAUAACUUUUUAA